AUGAUCACUGUGUCCCAGGCGUCCUCCAACCGUCACAUCUCCCACAAGGCCUUCUCUGCUCACAAACAACAGGGCCAGCAGGACACCUUCCCUGCUUUGGUCCAGAGUCACCCUCCAGAAGCCCCAGGUGGCAGUUCUGCUGACCCUGCUCCUCGCUUCUCCAAGAAUCGAGAAUUGUCUCAUUUCAUGAUCACUGUGUCCCAGGCGUCCUCCAACCGUCACAUCUCCCACAAGGCCUUCUCUGCUCACAAACAACAGGGCCAGCAGGACACCUUCCCUGGUUGGUUCACUCACCAGUUGUGUCAGGAAGUUGUCUUCCACACAUGCAGGAACCUGCAGUCAUCAGAUGGGAGUCACUGGCUCAGCAUGCGGGAAGCGUUGGAUGGUCUCAAGCAGAAGGGACACGAAAUAGUCAUUGUUGCACCUGAAAUAAACAUGCACAUAAAGCCAACGAAGAAUUUUGUGAUGAAAACGUACCCAGUCCCUUUCACACAGGAAGAGCUGGAUCACGUUUUCUGGAGAACUACCCAGGAACUAUUUGAUGAAGGAUCUUUUCUGGAAAGAAUUGUUAAAAGAUAUGAAGGAAUGAAAAAUGCUUCUACCAUGUUCCUGUCAACCUGCACACACUUAUUGUACAACAAAGAGCUGCUCAAGUAUCUCGAGGAGAGCAAGUUUGACGCUGUCUUCACAGAUCCACUACUACCCUGUGGGCAGAUACUGGCCGAGCAUCUUUCACUCCCUUCCGUGUUUUUUUUGCAGCAAAUGCCAUGUGGUUUGGAUGCUGAAGCCACUCAGUGUCCCAAUCCCCCUUCUUACGUCCCCAGGUUAUUCACGGAGUUGACAGACCACAUGAACUUCCUCCAGCGGGUGAAGAACCUAAUCUUUGAAUUCCCCAAUUUUUUUCUCUGUGAUUUUGUCUUUCAACCCUACGCACAACUGGCUUCUGAGUUCCUCCAGCGGGACGUGACUGUGACAGGUCUCUUGAGCCAGGCUGCCAUUUGGCUCGUGAAGCUCGACUUUGUUUUACACUAUCCGAGACCAUUGAUGCCCAACAUGAUUAUGGUUAGUGGAGUAAACUGUGCUCACAAGAA
Messenger RNA from Antrostomus carolinensis (chuck-will's-widow), 1091 nucleotides. RefSeq names its product UDP-glucuronosyltransferase 1-1. Lineage: Eukaryota; Metazoa; Chordata; Aves; Caprimulgiformes; Caprimulgidae. The annotation marks the transcript as partial. Gene Ontology annotation, molecular function: UDP-glycosyltransferase activity. The transcript has 3 exons. The record is from RefSeq and is a predicted model, not a curated record.